CUCAUAUUUUUUUUAGGACGGGACAUGAGAUAGGGUUUUCGUGAUCUCAUGAACACCCAUAAUCUUAAUCCUCACAGGCUAUAUAGAAUGAGAGUGCGCAGUUGAAGAAAUGGCGAGAGAUUACAGAAUGGGAUAUUCAGUACGAGAACAAGUGUAUUGGUGGGUGGUGGCGAUUAUUACAUUACUAGGACUCAAAGAUGGAAGCAAGGCGUGUUUGGAAGAAGAGAGAGAAGCUCUUCUCAAACUGAAAGAAGCUUUCAAUUAUCCAAACGGCUCGUCUCUUCCUUCUUGGAAUAACCUUACCAGUUCUGAUUGUUGUAGCUGGCAGGGAAUCAGCUGUGACAACUCUACUCGGAGAGUGAUAAGCCUUCUUCUGAGCCAUAUAAGAGCUCAAGAGUUGGAACACAUCACGUGGUCAUUGAAUGUUUCUUAUUUUCUCCCUUUCCAUCAACUUGAAGCUUUGGAUUUGUCUGGGAAUUACUUGUCAGGGCUAUUUGGCGAAAUUAGAUUGGACAACUUGCAAACGUUUUAUCUGGAAGAAAACAUGCUUACGGAAAUCCCAUUCCUUGGUUCUUAAUUAUUAUUAUUUAUCAACUUCUUUUUGAUACCGUACUUUAUUUAUUUUCUUGGCUCCUUGGUUUUUUUUUAAAUCAAUUGAUGUUUAGAAAAAAUUUGAGAAUAUCGAGAGUUGAAUGAGAUGGUGUUUGUACUAUAGAUAUGUGAUGGUAACGGUACUGAAGGAAAAGAUCAUAGAGAUUAUUAUUGAAUCAUUUAAUAACUUGAAUUUUGAAUCUUGACAUCUAUAUAUAAAUUAAGUGAUAGCAGGAACAAUAUGUCUAGGGUAGAAUAGAUUUUAAAUAAGAGAAUGGAAUGAAAAAGGAAUAUAUAUAUAUAUAUAUAUAUGGCAUAUGGAAAUUAGGAAAGGAGAGGAAAAGAUGGGAGAGGAUUCUUUCCUCUUCUCUUUUCAUUCACUUCUCUUUCUCUUCCUAAUUUCUAAACAUUAGAUCAAAAUUUGGGUGGUUCAAAAAUUUGAAAUUUUAUAAAUUAUUUUAUUUUAUUUUGUUCUUACUGUAUUUUUUAAUUGUUCAUAUUAAAAUUUUAACAGCUUGACUUUUACUUUUUUUACAUUUUUUAUAAUUUAAUAUUUUAAUAAUAAUUUUAUAUACAUUUGUUUAAUUUUUUAUUUUCAAUAUUUAUAUUUCAUACUUGACAGAUAUUUCUCUUUCCUCCCACAAUUCGAAGACUUCGGCGUUCUCUUUCAAUUCCUCCUUGUGGGCCUUGUCCCUCUUUAACAAUAGCCUGAAAGGCUCACUGCCACGGCAAGGAGGCUUAUGCAAUCUGAAGAAUCUGAAACUAUUGUCUCUUGGUCGCAACAAGUUUGAAGGACUCCUUCCUUCAUGCCUUGAUUCAUUUCAUUUGAAGAAAACUAUUUCACUGGCAUAGCAUCGAUUUCUUUGUUGGCCAACCACUCCAACCUUCAACUCUUCUCAAUUUCGUGCUCUAAUAACCCCAAUCUCAAGCUUGAAACUGAAAAUCCCCCCUUUUUCCCUUCUUUCCAAUUAAAGAUUUUCAGCGUAGUCAAAUGCAAUAUGAAUGAAGCAAGCAAUCGCGUAAUACCCUCUUUUCUUCUUCAUCAAUAUGACUUGAGACUUCUGCAACUUACUUAUUUGAACUUUUCAGCAAGUUUCCCACAUUGGCUUUUGACAAACAACACCAAGUUAGAUUCUUUUAAUGUCGGCCACAACUUCUUGACUGGUCCCUUUGAGCUCAACUCCACCACAAAAUUACUUGACAUGCAAUAUUUUGAUGCUUCCUCUAACCCUAUUAAUGAUGAAAUCCCUCCUCAUAUUGGCUCUAUUUUUCCCAACUUGCUUUCUUUGAACAUGUCUUCGAGUUCCUUACAAGGUGGAUUUCCAGCUUCACUCGGUGACAUGAGGCAGCUGAACUCACUAGACUUAUCCAGUAACAAUAUGUCUGGAUAUAUACCCAAAGAAUUUGGGAAGGGCAGCAACGACAUGAGGUUUCUAAAGUUGUCAAACAACAACUUAACUGGCCCAUGUUUACCCGUUGGUUCAAACUUCACACAUUUAUUGUCUGUGGAUCUAAGCAACAACAACUUUAAAGGAAACGUAUCGGAUGGGAUCAUUAAGAGUUUAGAAUUAAGAAUGCUGGAUUUAAGUUCCAACCAACUCUAUGGUGGAAUGCCUACAUGGAUUGGAAACUUUAAGCAUUUGAGUUACCUCAUUUUGUCCCAAAAUUCCAUGUCAGGUCUAGUACCAGAAAGCUUUUGCAAUCUGGUUGAACUUACAUACCUAGACCUUUCACAAAACAGAUUCAAUGGGACUUUACCAAGCUGUCUGAAUAUGCCAUCACUGAGGUACUUGCAUUUGCGGGGCAAUAAUUUUACAGGACCGAUUCCUUCUGUUUUCGCCAAAUCUCCCAUGCUAUUAACUUUGGAUUUGGCAAAGAACAUAUUUUCAAGUCAAAUUCCCAGGUGGUUAAAGUUGAUGUUGAAUUUAAGAGUCCUUCUCCUAAAAGGAAACAAGCUUGAUGGUUCCAUUCCUAUGGAUAUGUGCAGCCUCAAGAACAUAAGCAUACUGGAUCUUUCACACAACAUGCUUUCCGGAGGGAUACCACAUUGCUUGAAUAAGAUCACAUUUAGAAAGCAGGAUGUGAUGGGAGGAGCCAAAAUAGGAAAAUUUGUUGUCCCUUGGGCUACAAGAGGCCCAUUAUUUGACAUAAAUCAUACAAGUGGCGAGCUUUUCCAAGGUGAAUAUGAAAAAAAGUUUUCAUGGUAUGAGGAAAUAGUGGUGAACUUCAUGUCAAAAAGCAGGUACGAAUCAUAUGAAGGAAAUAUAUUAGAUUUCAUGUCUGGCCUAGAUCUCUCGGACAAUCAGUUGACAGGUAAAAUCCCUUCACAAAUUGGAUACCUGAAUGCUAUUCAUACAUUAAAUUUGUCAAACAACUAUUUGACUGGGCCUAUUCCAGACACGUUUUCUGACCUUAAAGAGAUUGAAAGUUUAGAUCUUUCAUACAACAAAUUGAUGGGUCAUAUUCCUUCUCGACUUACACAGUUGUACUCUUUGUCUGUCUUUUCUGUGGCUCACAAUAAUCUAUCUGGUAUGGUGCCUGACAUGAAAAACCAAUUUGCAACUUUUGAUCAAAGUUCUUAUGAAGGGAAUCCUUUUCUUUGUGGCCCACCUCUACAGUACAGUUGUUCGUCUCUUGAUGAACCAGUAGGGGGACAAAUACAGCCACAUCAUUCAGCUAAAGAUGACUUCCGAGAUGCUUUCAUAUGGAGUUUUGCCGGUGCAUUUGUGGUUUUUUUUCUGGGUGUAAUUAGCUUUAUGAAUUUCAACUCUUACUUUUACAAUUAAUUGCAAAUGAAAUGAAAAAGUAUGUACAAGUUAUUUGCCUGGGUUGAAUUAAGAUGGAAAACCUUUAGUUAA
Molecule: messenger RNA, 3449 nt
Organism: Prosopis cineraria
Lineage: Eukaryota; Viridiplantae; Streptophyta; Magnoliopsida; Fabales; Fabaceae
Product: receptor like protein 21-like
Exons: 4
Coding region: 1590-3377 (595 amino acids)
Molecular function (GO): protein binding
Source: RefSeq, a predicted model, not a curated record